Messenger RNA from Prunus avium (sweet cherry), 833 nucleotides. Its product is annotated as transcription factor MYB15-like. Lineage: Eukaryota; Viridiplantae; Streptophyta; Magnoliopsida; Rosales; Rosaceae. The record is from RefSeq and is a predicted model, not a curated record.
AUGGUGAAGAGUCAGCAGUGUGAGAAGGCAGCUGUGAAGAAAGGGCCAUGGAGCCCUGAUGAGGAUCACAAGUUGAUAGCUUACAUUCAGAGAUAUGGUAUUUGGAAUUGGAGUCAGAUGCCAAAACCUGCUGGUCUGGCAAGGUCUGGGAAAAGUUGUAGGCUUCGUUGGGUGAAUUACUUGAGGCCGGAUAUCAAGCGCGGAAGCUUCAGCAAGGAGGAAGAGGAGGCCAUACUCAAGUUGCAUGAAACAAUGGGAAAUAGAUGGUCUGCUAUUGCUGCAACACUUCCUGGAAGAACAGAUAAUGAAAUUAAAAAUUACUGGCACACCCACUUGAAAAAACGCUUCAAGGCGACUGAACCAGCACAAGAAGCACAAGUGUUCAAUGACAAGAAGAAGAAGUUUUCUGAAACUGAACUCUUUCUUCUGGGUGAAGCUCCAAAGGCAUCAAAUUUGGAGACAACGUCAACUUCAUCAAGCUCUGGUCCUGUUCAUGUUGAUCAUAAUAAAGACCAGAUUGCAGAGCAGAACAUUUGUGCAUCUGAAACAUUUGGUGAACUACAAAGUUUGUGGGCACAGUCACACAUUGUGCAGGAUUCUGAGGCAAUAUUUACAGAUCCUGGAUUCACAUUAUCCAAUCCUCCAACUCAGUGUUGGCUGCAAGAGCCCAUAUUCCCUGCUGGUUCAUCAUACAAUGACGCCUCCUAUGAUUAUUGGAUUAAUUUAUCAAUGCAGGCUGAAAUAGAUGGAAUCUGAAAAUGUUCAAUCAAAUGCCAAUAGUUAGGAGUUUGUUUCAACUUUGGAACUAAUGGGAAUUGUAUGUCUUGCCAUUU